AUGGUAGCAGCUCCGCUUACCACCGUUGAAGGUCGUGCCCUCUGUCUCAGCCAAUCCACCUGCACCCUCUCUGUCUCAAGUCCCUCCUUUCUCCGGCGUCUCUCAACUUCUCCACCAUCAUCCUCUUCGACGCCUCCUAACUCGUCAUUCUCUCUGGCACUGACAACUGCUACUCCUUCACCAGCUGAAGCUUCUUAUUCAAGUUCCAUUGACGUUGGUGUUUCCAAAAUCUUGCGCAUCUCCAAAAUUUGGAUAAUGUCGAUUGAGCAAAAUUCAAGAAGGAUGGAUUUCCUCAGUAUUCCGAGCUAUGUAUUGUAUUUGGUAGUACAUAUGUUAAUGGGGAUCACACCACAGGAAAUGCUGAAGAUUUGAUGGUGUCGGAGGAAGAUGACAAUGGUGAUGGCAAUGUAGGCGGUGACAAUGGUGGUGGCAAUGCAGAUGACUUCAGUGAACACCACAUUGAUGAGAGUCUUUACAUCUGACAAUGCUGCAACUUUAGUUCAUGAAAAGCACUAACCAAUCCAGUAUUGCUGACACUUGCAAAGCCAUACAAGAUCUUUUAAAAGCUAGGGCAAGUCAAUCCGUUGGUGGCUCUACGACCUUAGGGGUUACACCACCACUUGUAGACCAUUUUUCCAUAUCUACUGUGAUCGAUGUCCUAGUUAGUAUGCAUGAACUAGAGCAAGAUAUUUACAAUAAAGCAGUGGAACGAGCAUGCGUUAGUGCCCCAUGGAGGGAGGCUUUCAUCAAAUCCUCACCUAUAAGGAGAAAUGGACUUCUUCAAUGUCUUUAGGAGAUGUUUAGAAAUAUAUUAUGGAUUGCAUGGGGACUCAUUAGACUGUAUAACUUAUGUUAUCGAUUAAUAUUUAGUUUUUAAAGAUAUUAGUGUUGAGACUCUUGUAUUUAUAUGUAAUGGCAUCUCCUAUUGAGACUCUA
Messenger RNA from Eucalyptus grandis, 936 nucleotides. RefSeq lists its product as uncharacterized. The record is from RefSeq and is a predicted model, not a curated record. NCBI's taxonomy places the organism in Eukaryota, Viridiplantae, Streptophyta, Magnoliopsida, Myrtales, Myrtaceae. Bases 1 to 372 code for a protein of 123 amino acids. The transcript is spliced from 4 exons.